CUGCUCAUGUUGAAAAGAACAUAUCCGGGAUCGGCCAGUCUUUUUCAGGAUAUUGGGAAAAAGAUGGUGAUCUAUCUUCGUGAUGGUCGCGUCUACAUAGGAUUUUUGCGCAUCAUAGAUCAAUUUGCGAUUGAACGGAUUCACGUGGGUAAAAAGUUUUGCGAUAUCCCUCGAGGUAUUCUGAUAAUACGCGGUGAGAACAUCAUCCUUAUUGGUGAAGUAGUAAGUCCGGUUAUAUAUGCUAUAAUUAAUUUAGAUCAAUUUAAAAAACCACGAGACUACUUCGCACUGCUUUAG
Echinostoma caproni is the source of this 297-nucleotide messenger RNA. NCBI's taxonomy places the organism in Eukaryota, Metazoa, Platyhelminthes, Trematoda, Plagiorchiida, Echinostomatidae. The record is from the annotation of a GenBank genome assembly.